UUUUUUUUUGAGUAAAGAUUUAGCCCCCGUAACAAUACGAAGAGCGAGAAUGAGAGGUAGAGAUAGAGUGGGCUGGGAUAGCAACAGAGCACAUGGACGGCAGACGGCACGAAACUGGGAGCUUUCCACAAUCCAGAGAGGGUAUCGAGAAGAGCAACUUCAAAACUUUCUAACCAAAAGGCUAAGGAAGAAUCAGGAUGUGUGGGGAUAUGACAGAAGGGUAGUCCUGGAUAUCUACAGCCCGCUGAGGAAAUCAAAGUCAGGAAGGAGAUUUGGCUUUGUAAGAUUCUUAGAUGUUAAGGAUGAGGUUGUGUUGGAGCGCCAACUGGACCAAAUCACAGUAGAGGCAUCCAAACUGUGGGUUAACAGACCAAGGUUCAAGAAAGAGGAGCAAAGAAGCAGAGUUGUUAAAAGGCUAGUUGAGAAGAAUCACAUUAAACCAUGGAGAUCCUGUGUAGAGGUUGUGAAAGGAAAUCACAGGAUGAUAGCUAAUAAAAUGAAACAACCACAGCCUGUAAUGGAUGUUGGAUUCGAUCAAAAUAUCGAAAGAGGAGGAUUUCCUUUGGCUAAAAGGCUGUUACGUGGGAACUAUAUACUCAAUGGAAAUGAUACCGACAUUGCAAGAGAAUUCUUCAUGGAAGGGUAUUUCUCUUGUAAGGUAAGACCAAUGGGAGGACGAUUGGUUUUAUUAGAGGGUAGUGAUCAGGAUGAGAUCAAGGAUUUGGCCGAAAUAGUACCGGAGUGGUUGGGGCUGUGGUUUGAGGAUAUGAGUUUAGCUCAGAAUCUUGGUCCUUACAUAGUGAGAUUAAGGGUGCUUGUGGUGAAUCCGUUCACGGUUGAGACUAGGCUAGGGGCAGAUGGAAGGACACAGAUGACAAGUGUGAUGAUGACGACAUGGAUAGAGGCAGUGAGGUGGAGGCUGAGGUUGAUGUGGAAUCUACCCACGGGAAAAAUGAUGAGGGAUGAUGGUUCCAAAGAACAAACAGGAGAAGACUGCACAGCUAGAAGCAUUGGAAAAAAUCAAAACCUUCUUAUCACUAAUCAAGGGGAGACGACAGAAGAUAUAGGCUAUGUGCCUGAUAGCAUGAGUGAGCAUUUAAUGAAGAGUCAAAAACAAAAUUCAAAUAAUGUGCAAGGUGACUCAAGUGGGCUUUUUAGUCCACUUAUACCUAAAGAGCAAGAUCAAGGGGAGCCAUCUAUGGAGGGGAUUUGCAAUAAGUCAAAGAAAAACCGAAAACUGGAAGAGCUAAUGCCAAGAUUCUACUCAGGUGACCAAAACCAGAUAGCAGAUGAGUUAAUUGUAGACGGCGGUAUUGAAAAUAGGAAUAGACGUCUGCGCUUUGAGGUCAAUAAAACCAAUGGAGACCGAAUUUGGAGCUUUGCUAAGGAAAUUGGUGUUGUUGCUCAAGGGAAUGAAGAUGAGGUCUUGCAAAAGCUAAAUGCCAUGGAGGAAAGAGACAAAGAGUAGUAUAGAAGAGCAGUGGCUAAAGAGGCUGGCUCGAGGGGAAACAGAAGUGCAGAAUUAAAAUGAUUUUUAUGUC
Messenger RNA from Rubroshorea leprosula, 1541 nucleotides. The record is from the annotation of a GenBank genome assembly. NCBI's taxonomy places the organism in Eukaryota, Viridiplantae, Streptophyta, Magnoliopsida, Malvales, Dipterocarpaceae.